Molecule: messenger RNA, 1935 nt
Organism: Closterium sp. Naga37s-1
Lineage: Eukaryota; Viridiplantae; Streptophyta; Zygnematophyceae; Desmidiales; Closteriaceae
Source: the annotation of a GenBank genome assembly
AUGGGGGCGCGAUGCCUGGACGGCAGGGUACUAUUUUCGGGCGGGCACAGGGGGGGACAGGAGCGUGUUGCUCAUCUACGCCACAUCUUGCCUUCCACCCGCCAUCCCCCUCCGCACCCCAGCCCCCCAGGGUAUUAUUUCCGGGCGGGCACAGGGGCCGGCACGAACAUGUGGCACAUCUAUCUUCCGGGCGGCGCGUGGUGUGGCUCUGCCGCCCAGUGCGUGGCCAGGAGCAGGACGUGGCUUGGAAGCAGCAACUUUUAUCCUUAUGACCCUGACAGCAAGGUCGUCCGCCCUCCUUUCUGCGGCAUUCUGAGCAGCAACAGCAGCGUCAACCCGGCCUUCUACAACUGGAACCUCGUCCGCCCCAUCUACUGCGAUGGAGGGGGGUUUGCAGGGACGACUGGGAGGGUGGAGGUGGGAGGGGGGAGAGCCGUGUACCUGGAAGGGUGGAAUAUCCUUCGCGCUAUCAUGGAUGAUCUGAAAUCGAAUCGGGGGUUCAAAUCGGCAGCGCAGAUUCUCCUCUCGGGCAGCUCAGCGGGUGGCCAAGCAGUCGUGGCUCUCUGCGAUCGCAUCGCUGCCGCCUUCCCCUGGGCCGCAACCAGAUGCAUCUCCGACUCGGGCUUCUUUAUCGACUCCAAGGAUCGCACGGGGGGUUUCACAUGGCGCAACUAUGCCAAGAAUGUGGUGGACCUGCAUCAGCCCAACACACUGCACUACAGCACACUGCACUACAGCACACUGCACUACAGCACACUGCACUACAGCACACUGCACUACAGCACACUGCACUACAGCACACUGCACUACAGCACACUGCACUACAGCACACUGCACUACAGCACACUGCACUACAGCACACUGCACUACAGCACACUGCACUACAGCACACUGCACUACAGCACACUGCACUACAGCACACUGCACUACAGCACACUGCACUACAGCACACUGCACUACAGCACACUGCACUACAGCACACUGCACUACAGCACACUGCACUACAGCACACUGCACUACAGCACACUGCACUACAGCACACUGCACUACAGCACACUGCACUACAGCACACUGCACUACAGCACACUGCACUACAGCACACUGCACUACAGCACACUGCACUACAGCACACUGCACUACAGCACACUGCACUACAGCACACUGCACUACAGCACACUGCACUACAGCACACUGCACUACAGCACACUGCACUACAGCACACUGCACUACAGCACACUGCACUACAGCACACUGCACUACAGCACACUGCACUACAGCACACUGCACUACAGCACACUGCACUACAGCACACUGCACUACAGCACACUGCACUACAGCACACUGCACUACAGCACACUGCACUACAGCACACUGCACUACAGCACACUGCACUACAGCACACUGCACUACAGCACACUGCACUACAGCACACUGCACUACAGCACACUGCACUACAGCACACUGCACUACAGCACACUGCACUACAGCACACUGCACUACAGCACACUGCACUACAGCACACUGCACUACAGCACACUGCACUACAGCACACUGCACUACAGCACACUGCACUACAGCACACUGCACUACAGCACACUGCACUACAGCACACUGCACUACAGCACACUGCACUACAGCACACUGCACUACAGCACACUGCACUACAGCACACUGCACUACAGCACACUGCACUACAGCACACUGCACUACAGCACACUGCACUACAGCACACUGCACUACAGCACACUCCCACCUUCUGAUGCUUCAUUUCCUGUCCUCCCCCUCUCUCCCUCUUCCACACACGCCGUCCCCCCCCCCGCAGGCCUCCCUAAGAGUGACCAGUGGAAGUGUUUUUUCCCGCACUACACUCUUCCAAGUCCUCUAGGGAAUCACACAGAUCCUCAGCAGCUCGAGCACUCGCUGAUUGGCGGUUGA